Messenger RNA from Melitaea cinxia (Glanville fritillary), 857 nucleotides. RefSeq lists its product as uncharacterized. The record is from RefSeq and is a predicted model, not a curated record. Lineage: Eukaryota; Metazoa; Arthropoda; Insecta; Lepidoptera; Nymphalidae. Bases 1 to 516 code for a protein of 171 amino acids. The transcript is spliced from 5 exons.
AUGUGUGAUAUAUUUCCUGACGUGGAAAAUUGUUGUCUUCUGAUAACGUUACGGAUUGGUAUGCUUCUAAUAUCAGUACUGGCAAUUAUGACUGGUGUUGUUGGAUUGAGUGCUAUUGAACAAAGAUCAAAUAUAAACUAUGAUAAAGUUCAUGACGCUUCACACAUUAAGAAACCAGAAGAAGCUAUGGAUAAACUCGGAGUCCUGGUAUCUUCAGGGAUCAGUAUGAUGUCAACUAUUUUCAUGAUCACUGGCCUCUGUUUACUGUUCGGCACUCUAGCAGAUGCUGAAGGUCUCGUCCAAAUCUUCGUCUGGGUGACAUUCCUUAACGUCAUCAUAGGGUUCCUCAUGGUGUUCGGCACCGCCUUCGAAUGUCUGAUGAAGACGAGCUGCAUCCUGAGCGGUAUGGACUGGUUGUCCGGAUCCGCUUUGCUUGUUGUAAUCGUUGGUUACUUGCUAUUAUGGAUAUACUUCAUAUGCGUCGCCAAUAGUUACGUAAUGGGAAUAUACAGUUAAUUAUAACCCACAAAGAAUGCGGGCGGUGUAAUGUUCACGAAGGCUGUGAUUGGUUGAAAUUGAACGUGAACGAUGACGUCAUUGACUGUGAUUGGAAGAUAUUUAAAUUUAUUGUAACGAUCAUUAAUUGAAUUUUAAAAGUAAUAAUGGUUUUCGAAUUGUUAUUGUGACGCCAUUUAAAAAAAAAAUUUGAUUUCGCAAUUUAUUGACUAGAAUAGCCUAAAAUGAUAUUAUUGUUAUCGUAAUCAACAAUCAAUCGUUGUAAACAAGAUUUGAGUUUAAUGUACUUUAUGGAUAUUUUUAUAAUAUUUUUAGUCAUAAAAAUAAAUCUUAUUUUAAAA